CUCUGGGGGACAGGAGGGUGAAGACAGGAAUUUAUUCAUUCACUGAGUGGUUAUUAAGCUCCCACUCUAUUCCAGGCACCGUUCCGGGUGAAGAGCAAUGAACAAAAUAGACAGACAUCUCUGUCUACUUGUAGCUCACAUUUUAGUGAGGAAGGCACAUACUAAGCAAAGUAAUUAGAAACAUGCUGUAUUUUAGGUUGCGAUGAGUGCGGAAGAGAAAUAUAAAGCAGGGAAGAAGGAUAUAGGUUGAAAUUUUAGAGUGACACAGGAAAGUCUCACGGAAAGGAUGACUUUUAGUAAAGAGCUGACAGAAGUGGGAGAUUUAUUAACCAUGCAAGUAUCUUGAGGAAGUGCAGUCAGACAGAGAGAUAAGCCAUUGCAAAGGUCAUGAAGCAGAAAUUUGCCAAAAUAGCAAGGAAGCCUGUAGGUCAAAGUUGAGUGAAGGGUUUAAUCCUUCACUGGAGAUUAAAUCAAGGAAAGCAGGUCAUGAAGAUCUUGAGGGCAUCUAACUUUUAUUCUUAACGAAACAGGAUUUUGGAGAGUUUUGAGCAGUAGAGUGAUGUGAUCUGACUUCCUUUUAAAAGGAUCACAAAAAUAGAAGAGGACGUGGUGGGAGAAAGAAGGCCAAUAAGGAGAGUUUUGCAAUAAUCCAGAGGAAGCAUGAUGGUGGUUUCACUAUGGGUGGAUUUUCUGCUGCCUCUUGGCAAAAAUGGCAAAUAAUGAUGCUGUUCUGAAGAGACUAGAGCAGAAGGGUGCAGAGGCAGAUCAAAUCAUUGAAUAUCUUAAGCAGCAGGUUGCUCUACUUAAGGAGAAAGCAAUUUUGCAGGCAACUUUGAGGGAAGAGAAGAAACUUCGAGUUGAAAAUGCUAAACUAAAGAAAGAAAUUGAAGAACUGAAACAAGAGCUCAUUCAAGCAGAAAUUCAAAAUGGAGUGAAGCAAAUACCAUUUCCAUCUGGUGCUCCCUUGGAAGCUAAUUCUGUGGUUUCUGAAAAUGUGAUACAGUCUACACCAGUAACAACCGUAUCUUUUGGUACCAAACAACAGAUAAAAGGAGGAACAGGAGAAGAAAAGAAAGCAAAAGAGAAAACUGAAAAUAAAGAGAAGAAGGAGAAAAAACAGCAAUCAGUAGCUGGAAGUACCAACUCUAGUCCAAUAGAUGUUUCCCGUCUGGAUCUUCGAAUUGGUUGCAUCAUAACUGCCAAAAAACACCCUGAUGCAGAUUCUUUGUAUGUAGAAGAAGUAGAUGUUGGAGAAAUAACCCCAAGAACAGUUGUCAGUGGCCUGGUGAAUCAUGUUCCUCUUGAACAGAUGCAAAAUCGGAUGGUGGUUUUACUUUGUAAUCUGAAACCUGCAAAGAUGAGGGGAGUAUUGUCUCAAGCAAUGGUCAUGUGUGCUAGUUCACCAGAGAAAGUUGAAAUCUUGGCACCUCCAAAUGGGUCUGUUCCUGGAGACAGAAUUACUUUUGCAGCUUUCCCAGGAGUGCCCGACAAGGAGCUGAAUCCUAAGAAGAAGAUUUGGGAGCAGAUCCAGCCUGAUCUUCACACUAAUGAUGAGUGUGUGGCUACAUACAAAGGAGUUCCCUUUGAGGUGAAAGGGAAGGGAGUGUGUAGGGCUCAAACCAUGAGCAACAGUGGUAUCAAAUAAAAUGCCUCCACUACCGAAAGACAUUGGAGAAAACCUUAAUAGUAAUAAAGAGAAAUAUAUUUGUCACUUGUA
This is a messenger RNA of Callithrix jacchus (white-tufted-ear marmoset), 1717 nucleotides long. NCBI's taxonomy places the organism in Eukaryota, Metazoa, Chordata, Mammalia, Primates, Cebidae. The record is from RefSeq and is a predicted model, not a curated record.